UGUCUUUUAAGUGUUGUGAAAUGGAAUGGCAACAUUACAAACUGGUAAUGCUUUACUGGUCCAACUUUUUUAAAAAAUGUGUUGCAAAAUUGGAGUAUUUAUUUUGAAAAAAAAUCAUGUGCAACACUGAAAUACAAGACAAAGUAAUUUUAGAAAUCACUACUUUCAUUUUUAUUUGCGCUUUCCAUUCUGUCCCAUCUUUUUCUGAUUUGGGUUUUAAUAUAAACAACUUUUGUACUAUUUAAUACCAAGAAAAAAUAAGCUUGCAGUCAGUGCAAUUUAAUCUUGGCUGGCCUAAGUCAUCCACUAAAGUAAGAAGUAUUAUUGUUUAUGUGUGUUGAGGGAAAGCAGAUGGUUCAGUCCCUUUUUGACCCGGCACAUAUUCUUGGUAACCAGAUCAGUGAGAAGCACUUUAUCCAGCUUACUUCCCACAUUCCCUGAAUCAGCGGCCUAACCUGCUAUCUAAAACCCUGCGCCGUGUCUUCUCAAGAGCAGAGGUCAACCAGUCGCAAAAGAUCAACUUUUCUUUUCAGGAUGUCUUGGUUAGAAUUAUAAAGUCCAAUGACGCCUACGGCCUGUAAAUAUUGUGGAAAAAUACCUUUUAUACUACGAUUAAUUAACCGGAUAGAAUAAAGAAACCAAAGAUACAUUUCAGGAGGAGGAUUAAUUUUUGUUAACCAAUUACCUUCACACAUAAACUCACCUGUCAUGGACAUUAUCCUGUUAGCGGUGACCAUGAGGCCCUAAUAGAUCACGUGUGCUAUUGCUGAGUAGAUAAUCCCUUAUGUUUCAACCUAUUACGGAGCGUAUGUGUGUGUUAAUGUGCAUGUGCAUUAGAUCCCAAACUCCUCUGUCGCUGCCACAGUGUCGAGUUCAAGUCCACUUAUUUUUGCCUCUAAACAUUUCCAUCAAGAGUCAAGAUUCUUCUGUAGGAUAAGCUCCAGCAGAUUGGGCUCUACCUUUGGGAAGGGGUCACGGCAGCUUUCAGACCAUCUGGCCGAGCAAUCACUUCAUUACCUGAAGACAGCCUGAGUCAAUCAACUGCAGACGGGACAUCUUUUAAAACUGGGCUUGACUUCUUCCAAAACCAAGGAAUGUUUUGAGACAGGAUUUUAUGGAUUAUAAUUGUGGAGAGUAUUAUUAUAGAAGACAAGUCUUAUUUAUAUAUAUGUAGCUAUGCUUUGCAUAGUCAUGCUGCUUGGAAUGGCAGAAGGAAAAUCUGUCAAAGACGACUCAUUCUGCACUCAGCUGCCAAAUAUUACACCGCUGAGGGACAAGAAUGUACCAUAUUAGAUAUUUGCUUGUGUCUGGAUCAGUUCACCUUGGCUACUGUUCCUGGAUGAGCCGAUGCAUGCAUCGUUACCGGUUUUUUUCAAGCCCCAUCCUUGGUUCGUGCAGUUGAUAGAAGUCUCAAGCUGAGUUCUGGGAUCUAAAGCCUGUUUAGAUCAUGGCUUUGAAUUCUUCAGAAAUCACUGUUCCACCUCAAGUUUGCACAAUUGUGCCUCCAUCACCCAACUUGAAACGCAAGCAACUAAUGUGGCAGAAUGCUGUACGUCACAUUAUUGACCAACGAGGAAUGCACCACGAGGGGCGAGCGGUCAACUCUCGCAAAAUCAUUGUUACUGACGCCUACAUCGAUGACAUCAACAGACAGAUUCGGAACAAAGCUGCACGGGGCAAUGCUGGCAUGCAUAAGCGGCGCUCCUCUGCAGCUCGCAUCCAUCCAUUUCGAGAACGCAACUCCACCUGCACACGGAAGUCAACAGAAUCAGUUACUGAUGCAGACUUCUUUGUAAGCUGGGGCUCCACAGUGCGUGGCAUCUUCCUCCCUGCUCUCCACCACAAGUUCAAAUCUCACGAUCUGGAGCAUUUGUACCAGCAGCACUCAUCUGGCCAACGGCGAACUUCCCUCGUAGUCACUAAUGUAAUUGAUAUUCUUACCAAACUCCACAUUAUCUUCAUCUACCUGGCUUUGGCCCCUGAGAUGGUGGACUCUCAACAUGGAUGGUUGGCCGGGCUCUUAAUGGCGCUCGGAGCGAUCAUAUGUGUCUUAGUUCUGACUUGUAAAGGACUGAUGUCUCCAGAUUACCUUCGCUAUGCCGGGCUGGCAAGCUGGCUGUCACAGACUGUUCAAGCGCUGGGGGGACUGGUGUACGGAUUGGAGACAGACCAGUCGUGGUAUGUGCUCUUCACCCUUUUUGCCAUCUACACACUAUUGCCCCUACCUCUGCUGUGGUCCAUCUGCAUGGGAUUCCUCACUGCUGCCUUGCACCUGUUUGUGGAUACCUUUAAGAACUACAAUGACACAGCCAUUGUAAGAAAGUUACUAGCGAAAGGUCUAUUGUACAUGGGCAUGAAUACUGCAGGGCUUUUCAUCCACUAUUUAUCCGAUCGUGCCCAAAGGCAGGCCUUCCUUGAGACACGGCGCUGCAUUGAGGGUCGAGUCAAGAUGGAGAGAGAGAACCAGAGACAGGAGCGCUUGGUGAUGUCUAUUCUUCCUCGGUUUAUUGCUAUGGAGAUGAUUGGUGAUAUGACUGCCCUGGAUGAUGAAUUGCUUCCUCAACAGUUCCAUAAAACUUACUUUCAUCAAUACAAAGAUGUCAGCAUCCUGUUUGCUGACAUAAAAGGCUUCACCUCUCUCUCCAUGACCAUGCCGGCUCAAGAAUUGGUGCGGACUCUCAAUGAGCUGUUUGGUCGCUUUGAUCGCCUUGCAGAGGAGAAUCACUGCAUGAGGAUAAAGAUUCUUGGAGAUUGUUACUACUGUGUGUCUGGGGUUCCAGAGCCCCAGACUGCACAUGCCCGCUGCUGUGUAGAAAUGGGUCUGGCCAUGAUCAACACUAUACGUUAUGUGCGCAAAGAGCUGAAGAGAGAUAUGGACAUGCGUAUUGGAAUCCACUCUGGCUCUGUCCUGUGUGGGGUUUUGGGUCUUCAGAAAUGGCAGUUUGACGUGUGGUCUUGGGACGUAGAUGUUGCCAACAUGCUAGAGGCUGGAGGAAUCCCAGGGAGGAUUCAUAUAUCGCGAGCAACCCUGGACUGUCUCGAGGGUGUUUAUGAGACGGAAGAGGGCCGAGGACAUGAGCGCAAUGAGUUUUUACGCAAGCACAAGAUCGACACUUUUCUGAUCCGCCACACACCCCAAGAUGACAAAGAGCCCCCUAAAGUCAGGAGAACUAGCAAAGAUGAGACAACAUGGAGUGCAGAGCUGCCUUUUGACAACAUCAUCGGAAUGAACUGUAUAUUAGCCACGUUUACCAAUGGCUCCUUGGUGCACCUGCCCAAUCAGAUUACUCCGCAUUGUGCCGGGUCUCGAGAAAUCAACAAGAGAAUCAAGCAAGCCAUCGAGGUGCGCAGCAGUGAACGAAUGCGCAAAGAACACAUCACACCCUUCACUCUAGUCUUCAAAGACACACACAUUGAGGGAAAGUUUUCUCAAAUGAGAGAUGAGAUGUUCAAGUCCAAUUUGGCCUGUUCCUUCCUUCUGCUCCUCUUCAUCAUGGCUGCCCAAGCCCUCAUCCCUUCUCCACAAUUCUUUCCCAUGAUAAUCCAGUUUUUAGUGUUCCUGUUUGUCUACAUGCUGGUGCUUCUGGUCACUCUGGCUGAGGAAUUUAAGCGCUCCCCGCCAUAUUUACAGCAUCUGUGCUGCUGGAUCCACGAGACCAAGAGCAUCCGGAACCUACUCACCCUCACUGCUAUUGCUAUUAACUUUGGUGUAGCCUCCUGCAACAUUUUUUGGUGUAACGGCACAUUUGAAGAGACUGAGAAAAGCAACAAGAACUCAGAACAUGGUAAACAGUGGCCAGUAAACAUCUGCACACAUCCUGAGUUCUUCGUUUUGAGUGGUGUGGUGGCAAUGGUGACGUGUGCUGUCUUCCUGAGGCUCAGCUGUCUGUUGAAGCUAGCAGUGCUGACGUUAGUCAUUGCAGUUUACACAUACCUCAUUGAGGUUGCCUUCCAUGUGCUCUUUAUCCGCCAACACCAAAACAGCCAAAUUCAGAGAUCUCAAUACCUCAGACGGAAAGGCAUUUCUGUGCUGCUAAUGGCCAUGUUUGUUGUGGUCGUCCUUUACAACAGUAGACAGCUAGAAACUACAUCCAGGCUUGACUUCCUGUGGCGUCUGCAGGCCAGGCAAGAAGUGGAGGACAUGAAGGAACUAAGGGAGCAUAACGAGUGUCUGCUGUACAACAUCCUCCCUGCCCACGUCGCUCGCCACUUUCUCGAGAGAGACAGAAACAAUGAGGAUCUGUUCUCUGAAUCGUACGAGCGAGUUGGAGUGAUGUUUGCUUCCAUUCCAGGCUUUUCCGAUUAUUACGAGAAGAAAGAAUUGAUUCAUCAAGACGUGGAGUGUCUGCGUCUUCUUAAUGAGAUCAUUGCUGACUUUGAUGAGCUACUGGAUGAGCCUUACUUUCAGGACAUUGAGAAAAUCAAAACCAUUGGCAGCUGCUACAUGGCUGCAUCGGGCCUUUCUCCUGAGAAACAGGAAUGUGAAGAUGAGUGGGCUCACCUCAGUACACUGGUUCUGUUCGCUUUGGCCAUGCAAGAAACUCUGAAAGAAAUAAACAAACGCACCUCUAAUGACUUCUGGUUGCGUGUUGGUAUUUCUCACGGGCCUGUAGUCGCUGGUGUGAUUGGUGCCACAAAGCCUCAGUAUGAUAUUUGGGGCAUGACUGUAAAUCUUGCUAGCCGAAUGGACAGCACAGGGCUCAGUGGGCGUAUUCAGGUCCCAGAAGCCACCAGCCGUGUCCUGGCCGAACACGGCUUUAUGCUGCAGCUUAGAGGGGAAAUCUAUGUCAAAGGAGUUAGCGAGCGGCGGGGAGCGGUCCGCACAUAUUUCGUAAGCAGCAGGGAACACAAUUCAAGCUACGCUGAGAGAAACACUAGCAGAGGGAUCUCUCUCGGGAGAAACACUCUCGCCGCUGUGGUCUUUUCCCUGGUGCAGGCCCGCAAGAAAGAAGAAUUACGAGAAGCCAAUGGAGGAUUUCAUCUGAAGGACAUGGCAUGAAUUCGGAUUGAAAAGUGGACAGAAGCCAUAUUUAAUACCUCUUCAGUUUUUUUAGACUGGUGUCUGAGUCAAUGCCUUCAAGUGAUUUUCUGCAUUCUCUGUCGUUCUUUCUGAACGGUACCAACUUCACAUCUCAUAUAUAACCAGAUUUCUACAGGAUUUCUUAUUGUAACGGAAAGAACAAAUUGCUUCUAAAAGUCAUGUUUCUUAUGUUCUGGAAGUUUUUGAAUCAUGAAGUUGUGAGUUUAUUAUAGCAGAGCUGCAAAUAAACACUUUAUAUUUUGGACAAGACCGUAACUGCAAAAACAAAGGAACUCUGGAUUAGAUCAAACAUGAUGACUCAUAGUUGGGAUUUCUGUAUCUUUAUCUGGAUAUUUUUCCCCAUAGUUUUCUGUAAUCAACUGCCAAUGAAUUGUGAGAAAUGAAGGGUCUGACAUCACCAUUGCAAAAAGCUAAUUGGCCUAUUAUCUGAUGCAUGUGUAUUAGUCAAUGACACUCUGGAAAAGCUAUAAAUCUCAGGAUUAUUCAUCCAGCUUAGACGACUUUCUAUGAAAAGUAAUAUUUAGAUUUUUUGUGCGUAAUUGACCAUUUAUAAACUCUUUUUAUAUGAUGUUUACAUGAUCACAUGAGGUAGUGUGACAGGAAAAGCUUCUGUCUCUGUUUAUUGUUUUUAAUGUUGUUGACUCAAUAUUGAGGCAGAAUUACAAUAACGUCACGGUGAAUGCAUAAAGCAGGAAUUAACAAUGCCAAAGUUCUGUUUUAGACAAUAAAGGUAUAUUUUUAGUGCACGGUCCACCAAAUUUUACUGAGUGCAUUUUUUUUUUUUUUGGUAUUUUAUUUUUAAAUAUAUUUGGGUUCAGUGUUUGUCUGAUUAAGCAGUUUUUGGAAGCAGAUACAAACAGGCUAACAAUAAACCUUUUUGCUAUGCCGCA
Messenger RNA from Danio rerio (zebrafish), 5931 nucleotides. Lineage: Eukaryota; Metazoa; Chordata; Actinopteri; Cypriniformes; Danionidae. The record is from RefSeq and is a predicted model, not a curated record.